CCAGUCCUCCACCCACUUGCACCGCACAACCGAACGACGCCCGGAUACCCGCCAUUUCUAGGGUUUUCAUUUUCAUCGAGCGGGAACCUAAAGGCUAAAGAUGCUGGGUUCUCUCCGUUUAUCCACUUCACUCCCCUUGAAUCGUUUCUUCUGCAAAUGCUCCGAACGUCGAGAAACUAUCGACAUGGCCAAAUACAGAGAAGCUUUCUCAAGGAGGAUGACCAUGGCAGGACUCAAACCCCAUCAUCGAAUUGCUAUGGGAGUUUCUGGCGGACCCGACAGCGUGGCGCUCUGCGUUUUAACAGCGGGUUGGAAGGCCGAUGCCCAAGUUGGAAUGGACGAGACUACGGGUUGCAUCGAUGGGCUUUUAGCUAUUAUCGUCGAUCACGGACUACGAGCUGAGAGCAAGGAUGAGGCGAACUGUGUCCGCGAUAGGGUCUCUAGAAUGGGAAUUAAAUGUGAGGUUGCAAGGUGCGAAUGGUCUAGUGGUAAGCCAAAGCAGGGUCAUUUGCAAGAAGCAGCUCGUGAAAUGAGGUAUAAUAUUUUUCAGAAUGUCUGCGUCCAGCACCAGAUAGGUGUCUUGCUUAUUGCGCAUCAUGCCGAUGACCAGGCUGAAUUAUUCAUUCUCAGACUAUCUCGUAACAGUGGUGUUCUUGGACUUGCUGGGAUGGCAUUUACUUCUCAGUUGUUCUCUGCAUAUACUCAUUGUGAUGAAAGUUCAACCAAUCAUGGGAUUUUACUAGUGCGACCACUGUUGGAGUUCUCAAAAGAAGAUAUGUACAAGAUAUGUCUAAGGAGUAAUCAGGAAUGGGUGGAAGAUCCAACAAAUCGGAGCCCAUUAUUUGCUCGUAACAGGAUCCGUAUGUCACUGGGAAAUUUAUCAUGUACCAUUAGAUCUGAACUACAGAAACUUAUUUCCACCUGUCGGAAAACACGAUCAUUUGUUGACACAAUUUGCAAUGGUUUAAUAGAUCGAGCUGUGACCAUAACUACUCAUGGAUAUGCCAUUAUUGAUCUAGAGAAGCUGAAUCCAUCAAAUAUUGAGGACAUAUGUCUAUCAAAGUUUGCUUCGUUGGUUUUGCAGUUCAUCUCACAAAGGCAUCGGCCGGUACGAAGUCGCACCUCACAACUUUUGUUGGAUUACAUUCGUAAAUUCCCGUGCAAGACAUCCCUUACUGCAGCUGGUUGUUAUCUUUGUGCAGCUCCUGGGUCUAAAGGUUCAAAUAUUAUUGUCUGCUGUUCACUUGAUUCACCUCAUCCGUCAAAGAUGGAAACAUCUUGGACAUCUUUCUCUGAAGGAAUGAAGUAUUGCCCACAAACUGAUAUGCAACAAAUUAUCAUGGAUGGAAAAUCAUAUUCAAAUAGCUUGCUGCCAGGUGCCACAGAAGUGCCAUUUUUAGAUGUAACACCUUCAGGGUCUCUUCUAAAUGAAGCCAAGAAUCUUGGUAUUCUUAGUGAGUUGACUCAUAAAAGCAUUCUCCUCUUGCAAAAAGAGGAAAAUGAGAAUUUCAAGACCAAAAAUGAAAUUAUGUUUGAACAUGACUUCAGGCAUGAAAUAAAGUCUGCUAGUGCUUUCCUAAGAGAACCACUUCAAUCAGGGAAGAUCUGCCACUUCAUGAGUAGAUUCUUGGUUACAUGGAGACUAUGCAGAGAGAGCAUUGAAGAUACAUUUCCUCUGGAGGAGACUUGCUGCACCUGGAACUCAGAAGGGGCAAGUGGUGAUUAUCUUUGCAGGUCUUGCAUUGUUAGCCAUGAAACAGUGGCUGAGGUCCGUCCCAUGGUUGAUUCUGAUUGGCUAUAUCUUGCCAACCUUUCAAAGUCUCAGAUAAGAGAAAGUCAACACUUCCAGUCAGGCGAUAUGAUGAACCAGAGAGAGAUGAACUCAUGUAUAGAUUAUGUAAGGUUAUCAGCUCAAAGAGCUCUCCAGUCCUUGAAAUCUAUUCCUGUUGCUGCAAGAAGAAGCUUGCCUGUCCUGGUCAAUCCUCAAGGCCUAUUACUAAGCAUUCCAAGCAUUUGUUUCAAGCAUUGCCCUUACUUGAUGGUUUCUUCUGUAUUCAAGCCAAGAGUACCACUUGGAGGUCAUAGUUCAUUUAUCUGAUAUCUGGGGUUAGAGAAGAAUUUCACGGAUGUCUAUAUAAGGAGUAUCUUGCAUCAGUCAUCUUUUUUUAUUAGACAGCCCUUGCCACCAAGUAGCACCCAGUGCCUGCAGUAUAUAAAUUAUUUCUGCCAUUUCUCUAUUUAUUUUUUGUCCCUUUUAUUUUGGAGAAAUCCCAACUCCCAAGAUACUGGAGAGAGAUCCUCACAAUGGAACCAUUUAUUAUGAUAAUUAGCACCCACCUCCCGCCCCCAAUUAUUGUCUUGCUGUUUGUCAAUCUUAAGCUUCUUACGGAAAAUUCCAAGUGUCUCAAUGUAUCAGUUGGAAGUUCUUAAAAACUUGAUUAUAAGUGGAUGAGAAAACAACACUAUGUGUUUCGUUCA
Nelumbo nucifera (sacred lotus) is the source of this 2478-nucleotide messenger RNA. It is a transcript of the gene RSY3, whose product is annotated as Adenine nucleotide alpha hydrolases-like superfamily protein. NCBI's taxonomy places the organism in Eukaryota, Viridiplantae, Streptophyta, Magnoliopsida, Proteales, Nelumbonaceae. The record is from RefSeq and is a predicted model, not a curated record. Gene Ontology annotation, biological process: tRNA processing. Gene Ontology annotation, molecular function: ligase activity, forming carbon-nitrogen bonds; ATP binding.